Messenger RNA from Pocillopora meandrina, 17336 nucleotides. Lineage: Eukaryota; Metazoa; Cnidaria; Anthozoa; Scleractinia; Pocilloporidae. The record is from the annotation of a GenBank genome assembly.
CACUUUAAACAUGGCGGCAGAUUUGGGUGUAAUAUCUUGACAAUUAAGGUCUCCUACAAGCUGAUGCAAUAUGCCAGUGUAUGUUCCCUACAAAGAUUUAUUUCAAGACUAACCAGAAGUUGAUGAUGUUGAGAGUCUUAGGCGCUUGUAGGUGAGUUGAUUACGUAAAUUCCUCCAAGUUUAGUACCAGCUAAGUUGACCUAUAAAAUCUAAAACUGAUAUUUUUCGUGGGGUGGGUCUAGAUUAGGGACAUCGUUUCGUGGUCUGACGAAUGAUAACUUAAUGAGGUACUCUUUUGUAAAAAAUAGGCGAUUUGUUUCUUUUGUUGGUGGAAAACGUGGAGUUGCCUUCGUGAUCCCCUAGUUUGGAUUGAACUUCGUACAUGAAAGCAUAUACAUUUGUACAGAUUUGUAUUAUGCAUGCGAUCCCUAAAUGUUUGAUCGAUAUGGACCAUUAGUCAAUAUCUGUAGAAAUACUAAAUAACUUUAUUCAUAACGCGAUAGAAUUACAAAAGUGUUUGAAGUUGAUUUGAACGAAAUAUUGAUAAAUUUGAAUUACAUGGCCAGAAGUUCACCACACUUAGGUAAUAAGAGGCGUACAUUUAUUAUUUAAUUAAAUAAAGUACAAAAAAUACUGCCCCAUGAUUUAAGAUUGGUAUGUUUAUUAUAUAGCAUUUCCCUUAAAUUUAAGUGUUUUAUUUAUAAAUGUGGGCUGAAUGAGUCACAGAUAGAGACAACAACAGCAACAAAUCUUUUAUUGCUCACUAAAAUGGUAUCACAAUGAAAUAAGACAAUUAUCUCUAGUUAACAAGAAAAAUUGAAAAAAAAUUUUAAAUUUCAUAGAGGCUAGAUGAGCCAUUAGGGUUUCAAGCUAGUCCCUAUCUGAUUAAAGUCAGUUUUAAAUAAUAAUAAGAAAAAGAUCAGUAAGAGAGAAAUAUUUAACCAGACAUAAUAUAUAAAAUGUAGUACUACUAAUUGAGACAGGUACUCUGAUUUCUGUUCAAGUGACUUGUGAUGUUCUGACAGUAAAGAGAAGUUGCUGUUCUCCUCCUGAGUCUAAAUGAACAUUCAUUUGAGUUUGAAUCCUUUUUUUUUCUUUUUUCAGCCUUCACUGUGAACAAUGUUUAAAAAGGAAAGCUACAGAGAGAGCUGAGAUUUUUCUCUCAAAAUAUGUUGCUUCAGGGAGAUGUAUCAAUUAUCAUAAAAACCACAUUCACACUUUGUUAAAUUUGAGACAAAGGAACAUUCAAACAUUUGUCAGAAUGCCCUAUGGAAUGUUCCCUGUUGCCACACGGAUUCUUAUAAACAGGGGUCUGAAAGGAGAACGCUUGUUUACUACAGGGAUCUUGAGGGCUAUGAUGCGAGUAACAAGAGUAAGGUAUCUUCUUCUUGGCACAGCAGGUGCAGGAGGUAUUGCUGCAAAAGUGGUGAGUUAUUGGUUCUUAGCAAUGAAUUUUGAUCUUCUUCAUUAUAGUGUUAUUGAAUUGUUUUUAUUUUGAAUUGUUCCAUCCAAGCCCAAAGGUUUAGAAUGCCUGCUUCCUAAAUCCAUCAGGGGUUCUUUGAGCACUUAACCCUUUAUCUCCCAGAAGUGAUUAACAUAGAACUUCUCCUAUAAUAUCCAUGCAUCAUCCUGCAAACAGGUAUCGAGAAAACUCCAACUUAUUGGGUGGAAGUUGUUAUUUUGAUCUAACACUAAAUUCUUAUAACUGAUUUACAAGGAAAUGUGUCGUAGCUAGAGGGGAGAAUUAAUAAUCAGAUCUUGGGAGUUAAAGGGUUAAGCUGCACUAGGUUCAGAAAGUAGGAUAUCCUGAGAGAACAAUUUUAUUUAGCUAGCAUAACUAGUCCUCUUUCAACUUAGACAUAUGAUUCCUGGAAGGACAAGUGGCUAAAAUUUCAAGAAACAUUACCUGAAUUUAGCUGGUUGAAAGAUCUGCGAGAAAAUCUACCGGACUGGUCCAAUACAUUUUCAGAAGGUAAUUUAAAAUUAUGAAGUAAAUAUGUUAAAAAUUCUAAAAAUUAGUUUUUCAUGCAAAGAGUUUCAAUCAUCUUCCAUGUGCCAUUCUUUUGGUUCUCAUAUUAUUUCCAUUUAUUUUGUUUUUAUGUUAACUAUUAGGCUCAGAUGCCACUCGCAGCCUUGUUGAGAGCUUUAAGGAUUUUGUGGAUGAUUUUUGGUCUUCAGGUAUAAUGCAUGCAGCUGUGACAAGUUUAAUAUCAUUCUUAUCAUCAUCAUCAUCAUCAUCAUCAUUAUCGCAGUUGUUGAUACCCUUUUGUGAGAAUGGACACUCUGUUGUUUAGCACUAAUUUAUGAUACUUGCAAGAUGUGAAAAUGAGUGAUAGUUUAUCAUGUGAAACUAUUUUGUACUACCAACAUUGAUGGUAAUGUAGGUAAUAAUUAUUGUGACUGAAAAGCCUUAUUGAAAGGAGUCUCAAUUAAGUAUGUAUGUCAGUAGGUUGGUCCACUUUACCAUCUGUAAAAAUCUAACUUUUUAGUACUAGUGUCUUGGUUUUUGUGUCCAAUCUUACAGACUGGGCCAUAACAAUUCAGAAACUGAGAUGAAAGGUUUAAGGUUGUUUUUUGUUCAUCUUGGUAGCCAUUGGCUAUAAAUUUAUUUGUGGUGGAUCAGUACCCAUGUGAUGUACUUCACAUGUAGCUUGAAAGGACAGUUUGAGAUUGGGUACAAGAGUUAAAGGAAAAAUUUGAAAAGGACUGCUAAGGUACCAGGCUUAUAUAAGGAAAUCCUUAUAGUAAAAAAAGUGAGUUGUCUUUAAGUUUUGUCUUUUCUUUGUGUCAGAAGUCAGCCCUCCAGUGGUGUCUGCUGCUAUUAAACAAGAAAAUGGUGAAAAGACAUCAUCACCAAAGAAAACAGCUAUGGAAAAGGUAACUACUCAACCUCUGUUACAGCAGUGUGUCCGUAAUUAUUUAAAAAUUCUAUUCCUUGUUGGAGACAAUUCACUGGAUUUAUGUGAAAAUGCAGUGGUUCCAUCCAUGACUGGAGAGGUAGUGAUCUCAGAAUAGGUGGUGUUGUGUUGGUUUGCUGUUAAAGUUCUGUUGAUAAGUUUGGGUAAUAUUUCAUUGUUGUCCUUUUAUCAAAUGCCCAACCUUGAAUAAGCACCCACCUUGAAUAAAUGCCUACCCUGAAAAAGCACCCAUUUUGAAUAUGUACCCAUGUUGAAUAAGUGCACACCCUGCAGGUAGGAAAAGUUAAUGGGCAACUAAGAGGAGUAUUGAUUAUUUUUUCUUUACUGGCUUGCCAUCUUAAAAUUUUCUGCUUAUGUUACAUCUUUCUGUUUAGUCAUUAUUGAUUUUUUUGUUGCUAUUUAAAAUUAGAAUAUCUGCUAAAAAUAGUGAAAAUUUUAAAGGUGCCCAGUCUUGAAUAAGCACCCACUCUUAACGCCCAUAAAUUUGAUAAGUGCUUGGGAUGCUAAAUUAAGUGAAUAUGGUAUUUGACUAAUGUUUAUUGGUCAACUAAGGUUUUAUAGCAAUAAAGUACUAUUCUUUUACAUUAAUUUCAAGUGAAAGGUACGUAAUGGUUUUUAAUGUUGACACAACUCUACAAUUCUUCAAAUGACAGAUGCAAGAGCGUUUAGAGAAAUCUCAAGAAGAACUUAUUGAAAUGCAGGUUAGACCACAUUGAUUGAUCACUGUUUCCUAUCAAACAAGAGAGAUAUGAUGGCUGCACCUUUAACAGGCUGGACUCUAUGUUCAAGAGGUCCAGGGUCAUUAGAGAGUUUUAGAUCCAUGUUUGGUGUUUUCACCACAAACAUCAAACCACAGUCAGCAGUUUGUGGUUAGAAGUUAGAAGUUUUGAGACUUUCAGCUUUUUAGAUUAACAUCAGCUUUCACCUGAAAAAAAAUCAACAUGUGCGCCGCCAUCUUGAAUUAUACAAAGGAUGGAGAUCCUUCAUUUCAAACACAAAAUAUGGCUAAAAGAUUGGUUUUCAAGCUUCCCAAACAUAUUGGUUAUAAUAAAAAGAUUUCACCUCACAUAUGUUUAUAGGACAUAUGUGAGAACUCUUGAACAGGAAUAAAAAUAACGUCAAGGGAGUUCAACUACCUGAAACUGCCUUGCUUGAAGUUUAAAUGUAGACGGCAAACGGUGAACAUGACAACUGAAGUCUGGACAAGUGACUCCCAGCAGUUUGCAGUCACAUGCAUUCAGAAACAAAUGUCACACGCAUUCAGAAACAAACGUACAUCUUAAACUCUCUAUUGUGUUGUAUUCCUGGGCAAGACCCUUAACUUCAAUUGUACCUCUCUCCAAUCAGGAGUUUAAAUGGGUAAUGCUGAUUUAUCAGGGAAAGCUAAUGAAAUGCCUGAGGGUAACCCAUGAUUGACUUCACUGGAAAUUACCAUUCAGGGGCAGCAGUAAUACUCCCUGUCACUUCAUGUUACAGAAAUCAGGGCACCUAAGCUCAGGCACAGACUUAACCUGCCUAUACCUCUAUAUCAAACAGACUAAGACUGAAUCUGCAAACAAAGCAUCAUUACAAAUUUCUCAAUGUUCACAAUACAACUUUGAUUAACAGACCAAGCUUGAUUACCCUAAGCAGAGGGAUUUAUUAAGGGUGUUUUAGUGGGUGUACUGGUACCUGUGAGGUACUCUUCCUACCUAAUAACUUAAAAGAAGUUUAAUUGAAAUAAAUGUUUAAUUUCUCCACAGCAAAGAUAUCAACGAGAGAUCGAAAAGCUUGAACGAGAUAAUAGAGAGUUGCGAAAACAAGUUAUCAUUCUGAAGGGUGACAGCAUGCCAACCCCCAGAAAGAUAAGGGUAAGUUUAGAUAUUUCCUUUUCUAUUUUUGGUAAAGGUUAACAAAAAGUGAAAAUCCUCCAUGUCAAACUAAAGGUUUCAAGUGAAAUUUAAAAAAAAGUCCUUCAACCCUUCAACUUCCAUGAGUGACCAUUGACAGAAUUUCUCCUCCUAAUAUCAACACAAUGUCAAGCAGACAAGUGAUGAGAAUAUACAAAAAUAUCAGCAAGGGGAUGAUUAGUUGAUUGUAUGGCCGAGAGACAGAUGAAUUACUAAAUAAACAAUAUCUUGGGAGUGAAAGCUCAGGUGAAUUAAUAGUUAUAAGAAUAAUUUUAUUGUGUGAGUUAUUAUUAAAGUUGUGUGUAAUGCACCUUCUAUUGAACACUGUGUGGGGAUCAGGACUAUUGAGAGAGUUCUAUUUAUUUUCUGUGUCGCUUUCUUUCUGUCAGAAAUCUUUGAUUGACAUGUAUUCUGAUGUUCUGGACUUGCUCUCAGAGUAUGAUGUGAGCUAUAACACCACAGACCAUCUUCCAAGGGUGAGUCGCAAUCUGUGAUAUACCUUUGAAACGACUUUCUCAAGUUGUGAAAGAUUCCUCUUACUUUAUAUUCAUUAACCUGCAGAGCAGUUGUAGUUUUGGCGAGCUAGUGCUAAGUGUUACCUGGUGAAAAUUAUUGCUGCCAUAUUUUAUUUGUACUGCAGCAACAGGCUGGGAAGGGAAAUAAAUUUUUUCUAAGGGGGUGAGUGACAGUCAAAAGGAAGGAGAGGGGAGGGGGUGGUGGAGUGGAAACUACACAUGUCCAAGGUCAUUGUUCUUUUGUUAUGAUGGUUUUCAGGUGGUAGUGGUUGGUGAUCAAAGUGCAGGCAAAACAAGUGUCUUAGAAAUGAUUGCCCAAGCUAGGAUUUUUCCUAGGUUAGUUACAUCUUUUAUGCACAGUAUUGUAAAAUGGUAAUAGCUUCCUUUUAACCAUUCAGUAACUUUCUUUUCACUGUACAUGUGCUUUAAGUACAACUUUAUGUAUGAUCAUUGCAAUAUUUUAGCCAAAAGGGUUUGGUACUGAUUCUAACAGGUUGCGAUGGUAAUUGUCCUCAUUUUGAAUUCUGUUACAGAGGUUCUGGUCAGAUGAUGACAAGGUCACCAGUCAUGGUAAGAAUGGGUCAACUACUUCAGAAUAGCUACAGAACAUCCUAUUUAUUUUGAGGGUUUUCCAGUUCAACCUUUACUGCUGUUCAAAGGUUGGAUAAUGCUUUAUACAGGAUGAAUCUUUAUCAGAUAGAUAUCCCAUUAUAUUUUGUUAACACUUGUCCCUUGAUAAUUGUUUUAUCCAUUGGAUAGCAUUAUCUACCCUUUGUACAACUGGGCUUUGUAGCAUGUGAUAAGCUUAUCUAUCAAAAUAUAUUUAUUUUAAUAAAUGAGUGGUACUACUCAGAACAAAAUUUUGUGACAAGUGUUGUGACAAAUCAGCAUAUAUACAUGUAUGAUGGAGUACGUUCAUUUAUGAUGAGUGAAUUUUUUUUGCUCUUAAAAUAACUAUGACUAACUCAUCAGUUAUUGUGUUUUGUAUUACUUUAGGUGACCUUGAGUGAGGGACCUAAUCACAUGGCACAGUUCAAGGGAAGUACUCAUCAAUAUGACCUCACACAGGAAAACGAGGUUAGUUGCUGUUGACAAAGAAUUAAGAAUAUUUUGAUUUGGGAUAAUUAACUCCACCCAAUCUUGUGCUCUCACUUAAUACUAGGUGAUAAAUGUUAAUGAAAUAGGGCUUCUUAAUUAUAGCAUAGUUUGAAUCUUGCAGCUCAAAGCUCUGAGGCAGGAAAUCGAAAUGCGAAUGCGGAACAGUGUUCAACAUGGACAGACAGUUAGUCCUGAGGUGAGUAAUAUUUUUUUACAAUCAUUGUUUAUUUUAUGAUGAACCUCUGAUUUUAGUUAAUGGUAUUUUAUUCUUAUGUCGAUGUUUAUUUUAGGUGAUAUCUCUGAGUGUGAAAGGCCCAGGACUUCAUCGCAUGGUGCUGGUUGACCUUCCAGGAAUUAUUGGGGUGUGUUUUAAUGGAUUCAUUUUUUCUCUUUUUUUUCUUUAACUACUGCUAUGGUAAAUUUUGCUUGAAAAGAUGUUAAGCCACAAGGAACAAAAUUUUUUCUUUAUUUAUUUUCAUUUUGUAUAAUUGAAUGGCAAGAGUGAAGAGAACAUACUAUUUUAUUUUUCAGACAAUCACAGCUGGAAUGGCAGAAAACACAAAGGAUGACAUUGUUGAAAUGAGCAGGUUGGAUGUCGUUCACCCUUUAACUCCCAUUAGUGACCAGGACAGAAUUUCUCCUCACUAUAUCUAACAUGCAGACAAGUGAUGAGAAGAAAGGAAAUAGCAAUUAUCAGAUUACUAAUUGAUCUGAUACCAAAUUCUCCAAACUAACAUAAUGAAGAUUAUUUGGUAGACAGUAAGGAGAAUUACUAAUGAGAUCUUGGGAGUUAUAGGGUUAAGGAACUUUGCAGUUAAUUUUUCUGUGAUUUUAAUAAUUUGUGAUUUUACAUUUAAGCUUCUACAAAAUUUAAUGUUACAUGGUUUUGUGUUGCAAUCAAAGCAAUUAUAAUUUGUGAGAAGUGGUAACUUCAAGAAUUACAUUCGAGAGCUAUGGAUUUAAACAUCCUCUUUGAAUAAUUUCAGGAAGUACAUGCAGAACCCAAAUGCAAUAAUCUUGUGUAUUCAAGGUGAGAAGCAGCUUACAUUUGGUAAAAGGUAGCUGAUAUUUAGAAAACAGAAUUUUGACUUGAGUUGUGUUUUGUCUUACUCAAAGUUUUGUAAGUUAAUGGCAGUGCUUCUUGAAUACUGUGAAAUGUAAUGUUUGUGUGUCAAACAGAUGGCUCUAUCGAUGCUGAAAGGAGCAAUGUUACUGAUUUAGUGAGCAGCAUGGAUCCAGCAGGUAUGUAAAAAAAAAACAGUGGUAAUUCAUUAAUAUACUUCAAAUUCUUAAAGUCCUGAGAUCUGAUUUUAAAUUCUCCCCUCUAGCUGCUACACAGUUUCCUGUAAAUUAGUUAUAAGAAUUUGCUGUAAGAUCCAGAUAACAACUUCUACUAAAAUGUUUGAAUAAUCUCACCACUUGUUUACUGGAUAGUGUAUGGAUAUUUUAGGGAGAAGUUACUUGUUAAUCACUUCUGGGAGUUGGAAGGUUAAAAGCAAGUCAAGGUUGUUCUCAUAUGAGCAAAGGAAAAAAACGCUGGUAGAUGAAUUACAAUUGUGGGAGCAGUUUUUUUUUUCAGCCAGUUACUCUGUGUUACAAAAUGCGAUUUUCUGUACUUCUACAGGGAAAAGGACAAUCUUUGUGCUGACAAAAGUAGACUUAGCAGAGCAGAACGAUGCCAACCCCAGCCGGGUAGGAAUGUUUGACAUUUGGUGAGAUUUUCAAUCUCUCCGAACUCAGUCCAUUUUGAAUCACUAACUGAUGCUGUUAUUUCAUCAUUAGAUUAAACAAAUACUGGAAGGCAAGCUUUUCCCAAUGAAAGCUUUGGGCUACUUUGCAGUUGUGACUGGAACAGGUGAGUGAAAAUAUUUCAGUCAAUCAAGAUGCUUUGAGUUAAUCAGAUAGUCGUUUAAUCGCUUCAACGAUAGGGAAAUGCUAAAAAAAUAACUGCUCGUUGGCUGUUCUAAUUUUGGCUGUAUUUAAUGCACUUUCAGGUAAUACCAGUGAGGGGAUUGACGCCAUUCGUGGCUAUGAAGAAGAAUUCUUCAGACACUCCAGACUUUGCAAGUAAGUGUCAAUGUUGUGAGCAUAUAAGAGCAAAGAAGUAAACAUAGAGUACCGCUCUCGUGUACAGCAGUAUUGCACGCGUUUGACGCGCGUGUAAUUUCCUCGCACUAGACGCGGGAAAUACGCACAUCGCACGCCACGACAUGCACCUGCGUGUGAUAACAAAUGCUCGUAAGAGAGUGUAAAACACGUGUUAAUUAAAAUAUAUUAAAGUUCACACGGCAACCAGGUGGACAAUCAGACAUAGUUUGAUGCUACACUGGUUUGCAGAUUUAAUGAAUGUAACCGAAGAAGUUACAAUUCAUAGACCCAACGUUUCGACACUCCUGUCUAGUGCCUUCAUCAGGGGUGAAUGUGUUAAUUACUCAAAAUCAGUCAAAUAGAAGUCAUUAAAUGCGUGCACUGACACAAAACUGCGUGUAAUGGGACAAAAAAAGAUUGGAUUCCUUGCGAAUUUAAAAUGCUUGCGUCACGACGAAAAGAUCAAUUUUCAUUGCUUCCGCUGGAAGGUUAUUAACAAUAACAACAGUAUGCCUCCAAAAAUAUCCUUGAUGUGCAAUAAUCGACUAUUAUCUCCUGUUAUAAAUGUUGUCUAUUAUUUGCACUAAUUGCUUCGCAAAUUUUGUUUUUUAAAUAUUUCGUGGUCAUUUUUCAAUUUUUUUUUGUCUUAUUAUAAAGGUCUGGAGUUUUCAAAGCCUGUCAAAUGACGACGCAAAACCUAAGCUUUGCUGUUUCACACUGCUUCUGGAAAAUGGUGCGAGAAUCGAUUGAGCAGCAGGCAGAUUCAUACAAAGGUAUGAACCCUUUACACCCUAACAUCAGUAUGCAUAUUCUCCAUACUGUUCUUUAUACAUUUCCUAAGGUGCUGACAAGGAGAAUUUGUUGAACAAUCAAGAGCUACUUCAGUUGGUGAUCAUUCCCUUUUAUUCUCAUGACCUCAAUAUGUGAUUCAAGGGUGAUAUUGUAAGGAGAAAUUAGAUGCUAGUCACUCUUAGAGGUCGAAUGGUUAAGUCCCUACAUUGCGAAUUGUACUGGGCCUUUUCGAUAUUUGUUACUGGGAGUGAAUACGGGAACAGCGGAGCCGUGAGUAGAAUGAGGGCCGGAAAACUUCUCUUUUUCCUUCCCUGUCUUUUGUCUUUGUCGUAUUUCAGUCACUGAAGAGAAGAAAUGGAAAAUGAUUGUGUGUGUUUUUUUUGUUUCUUUCAGCGAAACGGUUCAAUCUUGAAACGGAAUGGAAAAACUGUUUUCCGAAGCUGAGAGAGUUGGACAGGGUAAGUUUUGGUAUUGAAAAUUAGUUUUGUGUAGCGUGUUCCAUGUAUACUACAGGUUUGCUUAUACAAAAGGGCUGCAUCUGGUGUAAAAUAAACCCGCGGCAUGGAGACGCUCUACAAAAGAAUUGAUUAAUUUCGGCAAAUCGUCGGAUGUAACCGAAAAUCUUACCGAAUAAUUCCAACCAAUCAGGAUUAAAACAUAGCGUUACAGCAAUACUUUGGCGCCAUAAUUUUGUCGGUAUGUCGUAUGCACCAGAAAUUCCGUCCCUUCCCGUCGCGUGCAAGUCGCGUCUUCUCCAAGCUCCGAAAUAAUUAGGACCCUUUAAACUAUCUCUAAUUGAACGUCGCCCUUAAAAAUCUUGUUUUCUAUAGAAUGAGCUGUUUGAUAAAGCUCGUAACGAAAUCCUGGAUGAAGUGCUUACCCUAAGUGAGAUCACGCCACAGAUGUGGGAGGACAUCAUCACCAAACACUUGUGGUCAGCAGUGUCUUCUCACUUCAUAGAAGCCAUCUACUUGCCUGCUGCACAGGCGGAUAAUCCAAGCAAUUUUAACACGUCUGUUGACAUCAAGCUGAAACAGUGGGCCGACAGGACACUGCCUGAUAUUUCUGUCAAGGUAUACACAAUCUGUUAAUCUUUUCACUCUCGAGAUCUCAUCAGUAAUUCCCCCCAGUAAUUGAGAUUUUCUUUUAUAUUCUCCCCACUUGUCUGCUUGGUUAUAUAUUGAUGUUGUGAGGAGAAAUUCCAUGUUGGUCACUCAUUGGAAUUACAGGGUUAAUCCUGUUACUCUUAAAAGUGACCAAAAAGUAAUUUCUCCUUACAAUAUCGGUACAUUAUCAACCAAACAGUUGAUGAGAUGAAAUACAAAAUUAGCUCUUGAAAUUGAAUUGAUUUAACACUAGAUUCUCAGAACUAACAUGAUAAAAAUUGUGCAAUCGGCAGUGGGGAGAAUUGCGUUUGGCUUCUCAAGGGGGAAAGGAGCAAUAAGGCAGUGCCCUAUCAACAAAAUGAAAAUAUUUCAGAAUUUCCAACAUUGUAAAAAUGUUGAUAAAAAUGACAGCAUCCGCUUAGAGUUACAGUGACAGAUAGAAAAACGUACGAAGUGCUAAUGUGGACUUCAAAUUUGAAGGACACACCACGCCAUUUUUAAGGGUUUUUUAACCCGAAAAAUUGUAAAACAAGAUAAAAAUAAUGGCUUGUUGUGAUCGAGAAACACUUCAGAGGUAGAAUGAACUAAAAAGGAACAUGUGAUGGACAAAUAUUGAAAAGAUUGACCUGGAUUUAAAUUUAUGAAUUUGAAACUUUUAGAAGACAUUCUGUAAUUGUGACGUUUUGUCUCUAAGUAUUUGUGUCAUCGGAAACUUUUGAUUGUCACUGUUAGGUUGGUUGGGAAACACUCUUUGAAGAAUUCUCCAAAGCUAUGCAGGUGACUUAAUUUUUUUUUUCCUAUCGACUUUUGAAGCAUGCUUUCGUUCCCUGUUUUAAAUUGUGCAAGCUGUGUAUUGUUUACAGGAACAGAAGAAUGAUAAAGACGGGCAUAGCCACUUAUUCGAGAAACUCAAAUCUGAACUAUCAGAUGAAUGCAAAAGAAGCCAUGUGUGGCAGUCAAAAGCCGUAGAUAGUCUGGUGAGUUGUGAAGCUUAUAGUGGAGCUCGCAGAGCGUAGCCCCAUAAUUAUACAAAAUAGUAGUAACCCAUGAAGCCGAUAAAUUUGGACGUACGACCGUACAAGGUGCUACUUUUAACAUGCGUGGUCAAUUGUACCGCGGGAAAAAAAAUGCGAGCUCCGCUUUUAGGCUUGGCUAAAUCUAUAUAUUACAAACAAAUUAGUUGUAUUAACGCGAAUUACCGAGCUGCAUCUGAUUGGUUAAUACGUUAAGGCGAGUUUUCAAGGCUAAUAGCAGAGCGUUUAAAGCAAACCCAAUACAAAUUGCUUUACAACUGCAAGUAAAUGGAAACUGCUUCUGUGUUAAUAUGUAGCCCUUGUGUUCCUUUCAGCGAGUAAUUCAGCUGACAGCACUUGAAGACUGGUCUGUGAGUGAGAAACAACAAUGGGACUCUGCAGUGAAAUUCAUGGAAGGAACUUUGCAAGAAGAAUUAGACAAAGGUAUCAAAACAAGCACGGAUACUUUGUUUUUCUCUUCACAGUGGUGAUAAUGUUUGACUACCUAUCUUAAGCAGGAUUAAGCUUGCCGGCUACAAAUGGUUUUUAUCACCUUCGAGCCGGCAGAAUAGAUGUUAUCUCAACUUUUUUUAAGAAUUCAGAGGACGAGAGACGCGCGCGUUUCCCCCCUCGUGCGCGUCUCGCCUUGUGUGAAGGAAACAGGAGAAAGAACUGUUUGCCUCGGGGGAAGCAAGUAGGUUACUUGUGAGAAGUAGUUCUUUGUCACGGAGGAGUACCGUAGUAGUAGUUGUAGUCCCUUUAUAUUAUGGAAACCGAGGUGAUCCGUGACAGUGAUCAUCUUUUCAGACAGUCUGUAAAAAAACUUUUCAUGAUCAUUUCAGCAUCUAAGGAAAUGUAUGACUUGCUUGGUCCUGGAAGGGCUGAGAGAUGGUUUUACUGGAAAUACAGAAGCAGAGAGCAAGUAAGUCAUCGUUAUGAAUUGUGGACAGUUGUCCCCCUUAAAUCCGAAAUCGGGCUAAACCGCCCGAAAUGGAACAUAGGUGUCCUAAAUUGGAAAGAACCUUUCGAAAUCAAUGGAUGGUCUCCAGUUAACACCAGAAGUUCUUUCGUCAAUCAGGCGAUUUUACCUUGUUUCAUCUUUUCCCGGUGGUUGUCUUCAUUAAUCUUCUCUUUGCUUAUUCGCUCAAUUUCCUUUUGAAGAAGUUGAGCUUUUCAAAAUCGGAAGAAACCGUCUGAAAUCCGACGCAAGUGCGUAAAAUAGGACGAUAGCCUCUGAAAUCGGACGUCCAAUAUCAGUCUAAUUUGUCGUGUCUGAAAUCAGGUGGAAGUGUUUUAAUACGAUAAAAGUGUCAGAAAUCGGGAUUAAGUUUCUGAAAACGGACUAAACGUUUGAGAACGUAGUCGUACGAUAGCGUCCGAAAUCGCAAAUCAGCGUCCAAUAGAUGUCUAUGGGGUUUCUUGAAUGAACUGGAACUUAUUUUGUCUUGUCUCAUGAGCAAAGGAAAGAGGCGUAACAACUUAUUGUUUUUAUUUUUAUUUUUAUUUUUAUUAUUAUUAUUACUUAAGCAACACCGUUCCUAUAUAAAGGACGAACUCCAGAGGUUGCUCCAAGCAAACGAGGUAAGCUCAGCUUUAUUGAGAACGAAUUUAAAUGUUUUCUUAUUUUUCUCUCACUUAAACCGUUUGCAUGAAAUCCUCUCCUACUCUUCCCCCCCCCCCCGAGCCCCGAGUUAGUAUUCUUAGUCCAAUUAUUGAAUUUUCUUCUUUCCUGGAACAGCGUAAAAACAUCUUGUUUGCGUCAGAAAAGUUUCUGGUCUGUUAUGUGCGAUUUUUCCCAGUCUUUCUCGUAUUACUAAUUUCCAUCGAGUUCUGUUUUCCUCUUCAAUUUAGAUAAUUGGCUCACUAAUUUCUUUCUCGCUUCAUUUUCAUUAAGUCAACAAAAGGCGAAACUGUUCUCUUUCAUAACAAGGCAUUCUACGAAUCAGUUUGCCUUUGAAAAAAGAUUUAACUUUGAUAAGAAAUUCGCAACGUUUGCUCCCAAGCUCCCCUUUGAUCUAGAAGAGAGAGGACUUUGGUAACAAGGUUUGGGAAUUCGAGACGACAAGCCACUAAAUGUUCGAAGGAAAUUGAAAAGGAGCGUUACACGGUAGAAGAUGCAAUUCUUUGUAACCCUUCGAACUGUAAGAGUGACCAGCAUCCAAUUUCUCCUUAAAACAUCACCCCUGAAUCAAGCAUUAAGGUUACGAGAAUAAGGCAAAUGAUCACCAUCUGAAAAAGCCCUUGAUGGUAACGCGAUUUCUCUUCGAUAGCACCUUUGGAAAUGGGUAGAGAACAGUAUGGAGAUUAUCUAUACUGAUGAUAAGAUGUAAAAGGUUAAUUCUGUUUUUUUGCUGAAAUAUUUGAAGAGACACGGUCCAGUUCUAGCGGACGAUGAACUUACCACAGUAAGAAAAAACUUGGAAACAAUCAGCGUGGACGUCUCACCAGACCUGGUUAGUAGUUGAUGUGGUUAAUUUUUCUCUGUCUUGGCUAUGACGUCUUUUUGGUGCAUACUUUGAGAAUUUUGAGGCACAUCGAAGCAAUUUUUGUCUAAGUUGUUUAGUUUCAUAUUUAACUACUUUUUAGACAGUGGUAUUUUGUUCUUUUUAUAGCAAAUUUUGUGUUUCUUUCCUUUAUGUAUUUAUUUUUUAAUGAUUUAUUCGUUGAAUUAGUUAUUUAAUUUUUCUAUAUUAUUAUUAUUUUAUAAGGUAACUGAAACUUGGAGCCAGUUGUAUCGGGAGCACUUUUUAAAGCAGGCCCUGGGGAACGUUCAGGAAUGUAGAAAUGCUUUCUACAGAAGAGAUUUGGUCAAGAAUGAGGUACAAGAGGCCUGGUUUCUAUUUCAGUAUUUUUAUACUUCAGGAGAAAUCCUCAUGUAUAAAAGAAGACCGAAAAUGUUGAAAUUUAAUAGUGGACUGACGAAAACUUUGAACUUUAGCCCGCGAGCAGUGCCUCCUUUUUCUUAUGAGCAGCGCCUCAGCACGAGUGUUUCUUCGCUCGCGGGAAAGUGAGAGGCCUGGAGCAAGCGAGCGGCGCGAGGUCAGCUGAGGUGGUAGUUAGCGCCGGACCCCCGGCAAACGUCUCCACUCAAAUCUCCCCGGAGGCGGAAAAACACGCGUCUUGCAGCGUGAACUGUUACACUAAUAAUGAGGACGGCUAUGAUUUGUGGGGGGGGGAAAAAGGUCGCAAGAGUCGAAUACAAUCCUGAUUAAGGGUUUUUAUAUUGAAAGCCUCUGUUUAUUGGUUAGGAAAUCGCACGUAUAUCAAGAAAAACGGAGGUAAGCUGGGGGGUAUGUUUAGGAUAAUAUGACGAAUGUAACUUCGCAGAAGUGUCUUAAAAACAGCGAGAAUAAGGCCUGCAGGAUAAGAACGGUGGGGUCAGGUGAGUCAAAACUCACCAUGUACCAGUCUUGAUGAACGGGGAGGGGGUAGGGUGGGGGGAGGGUCGGAGGAGAUGGAACACGUUGAAGUUCAUUAACAAGCUACAUUUUUCGUCCGUUUUUCUCUUUUUAGCUGGCAUGCAACGACGUGGUCCUAUUUUGGCGAAUCCAGAAGAUGCUACAAACGACAAGUAACGCCAUUAGACAACAAGUAAUGAACCAAUGAAGGUAACUUAGCCAAUAUUGACCUUCCUUUGUGUGGCCCUUACUACCUUUGUAAUAAUUGUACCAAGGGUCGUUUUUGUUCUUCUUAAAUUGACCUCAUCUUCAAAUCUUGUAGCUCGCCGACUGGAGAAAGAGGUGAAACAAGUUCUGGAUGAAAUAAGCUACGAUCAGACAGCUAAAGAGCGACUCAUUCGAGGAAGACAAGUGGAUCUUGCUGAAGAAUUAAGUAAGUGAAUUGUUGUGAGUCGUUCUAAGCUCCUCUUAACUUUUUACACCUUCACAUCAGUAUGCAUAUUCUCCUCACUUUUCUCUGUAUAUUUCCUGUGGUAUUACAAGGAGAAUUUGUCAAACAAUCAAACGCCUCUUUAGUUGGCGAUUAUUUCAAAUACUGUUCCUUGAUGAAAUUUACCCAGACGAAAAAAAUUUUUGGCUAGAAUUCAAACCUUUUGUCUUUAAAACAACGAAAAGAGUGUGAAAUUUCACGAUCCAUUGUAAGAUGUUGUCUAAAAGUCAUAAUUUCAAGUAAUCCUUGUUUCUUUGGUUACACUCUUUACACAUGGCUGGCUUGCCAAUCUCUGCCAUAUUACUCCCCGAGUGAAUAUUUACAUAAUUUCAUUUCACAAUGUUACUGGAUAAACCUGAAGUUAAAUAAACAAUACACAGAACUAGAUUUCAUGUGAUUUGAAAGCCCGAAACCAUUAGCAAAGCAAAACUUUUGACUCAGUUUUUAUUGUUUUUAAAAAUCCAUGCGAACCCAACCAGACGCUUGGGAGCACAAUUUUCUCAGAGUAUUCAAUUGUUGUAUUCUUCACAAACGUAUCAGCUCAAUAUAAUUAAUAUGAAAGCGUUAAUGAUCUGCUAAUGAGUCCAUCGUUCCAAAAUUCUUUUACCUGGUAAAUUUGGACGUGACUUUUGUCGUGUGAAUCUUGAAUUUGCCUUAUGCUCUUUUAAGACUUGUAAGUUUCUCCUCCAAAAUGCGAAACUGUCAAAGACGCCACGUGCUAGGGUGGGUGUUCGGCUCUUUAAUUAGCGAAGGGAAGAGAAAAUUGUCGGAGUAACGUGUGAAAAUUUUGGAAAUCUUUUUAUUUUUCUGUGGUGCCAUUUAGUUCGCUGGGAUAAAUCACACUCCACAAUUCACGGUAUUUUUAUACUCUUUUCGAACCCGGUUAUUUUUUUUAGCAAAUAAAAUCGCAGUCCGGCCAAAUGUGCCGAUUUGCAAACUUAUCACCCCUUACCUCAUCCUCUUUGCUCUCCCGUCGUAGAUGGACACGUGCCACUGAAAUAGCCAACCACAAGAUACAACUCUUCUAAAGUGUCCUAUGUCGGAGGGUGGUAGAACAUCAGAAAAAAGCCCCAGCUAGCUUCGUUUGAUUUUCUCUACGUCUGUGCUCUCUAGAAUCCUUUUUUAUUUUAUUUAAUUUUUCCGCCUCUGUUAUGAUAAUAGUGGUUUACCCCAACUCUAUUAUAAUUUUGAUUUCUUUUUUCCUUUAAAUUUCAGAACAUGUGAGACACAUUCAAGAAAGUCUGGAACAAUUCAUCGAAGCUUUGAACAGCGAGAAGUAGAUUAAAAUUCGAUAGAGUAAUUUUACGGAGUCCAAGUUGCAUAUACCAUACACAACCGAAAAACUUGUAGGUGAUUAAUAAGAUCCAUCGACUUGUUUUUUUUCUUGCUUUUUACUCUGUUAAUGUGUUCUCGUAAGAGAUUUCCUCUCAGGUCCUGUAUCGCAUCCUUGAGUGUAUUGUGAGCAAUACUGAAUGUUUUUCACUGAAAAUGAGCAUAAAAUAAAGAAUUGUGUAUAAAUCGGGUACCAUUUUCCUUUUCCUUGAGGUUUGUACAAUUGAGUUAUUUUGGUUCAUUACGGAAAAGAUUUUUCUAUGUAAAAUUUUGUUAGGUCUGUGAUCCUCUUCUUGCUGAAAUGUCUGAGCAGAGUUUACCCAGGGAUGGGAGGUUUGGGGUUGAUGAGAAGGAUAAGGGACUUAAAACAUCUUGACCACAGUUUUGUUGUCGUCUGUGAUUGUUGUCUUCUUUCAAAAGAAAAACUUUUGUCAGACGUACGGGCUUACUUAAAUUUGUAAUCAAGUGUUAACCGUUUUCAUACCACCUUCAGUUCACAAAGUUGCUAAUAAUUAAUUUGUCUUCGGCUCAAUUUUGGCUGAAUUUGUAGAGGACGCGAAAGAGUUUUAACGUGGCGGGUGAUCAAGGCAAAAACUGAAUAUGUGACGCGUGAAUUUUACAGAAAAGCGAAAGUAAAUCGUGAAUUUGUGAAACAGUUUGAGGCGUUAUAUAACUCCUGAAAUAUACGUGACCCGUG